AUGAUUUCAGAAAUACUCUACUUGGUAAAGAAAGGAGGACAUAAUCAAGAACGUCCUACUCUUAGUGGAAAAGAUGAUUUGGAAACAAAUCCUGCUUUGCUUCAUCUCAUUCGUGACUGCUGGACAGAACGCCCUUCUGAGAGGCCGCCUAUCAACAUCGUGAAAUCGAAUUUGAAGAACAUGAACUCGAAUAGGAGUGGGAACCUGAUGGACUAUGUUUUCAACAUGCUUGAGCAGUACGCUUCUACGUUAGAAGGAGAGGUUGAGGACAGAACGAGGCAGUUGGCAGAGGAGCAAAAAAAGAGUGAUAUCCUGCUGUAUCGAAUGCUACCCAGGCAAGUCGCCGAAAAGUUGAAACUUGGUCAAUCUGUCGAGCCCGAAACAUUUGAAAGCGUGACUGUGUUUUUCUCGGACGUGGUUUCGUUCACAACCCUUGCUGCAAAGUGUAAUCCUAUGCAGGUGGAAACGAUAGGCGAUGGAUACCUCUGUGUAAGUGGACUCCCUCAUAGGAAUGGACAGCAGCACAUAAAAGAAAUAUGUAGCAUGUCACUCGGAUUCAUAAACAGCCUCAAGAGUUUUAGAAUACCUCACUUGCCUCAGCAAGGCGUUAACUUGAGGAUAGGAAUGCACACAGGUUCUGUAGUGACAGGCGUAGUGGGUCUGACUAUGCCCCGAUACUGUCUUUUCGGCGACACUGUGAAUACGGCUAGCAGAAUGGAAAGCAAUGGAAAGCGUUAG
Molecule: messenger RNA, 738 nt
Organism: Ostertagia ostertagi
Lineage: Eukaryota; Metazoa; Nematoda; Chromadorea; Rhabditida; Trichostrongylidae
Source: the annotation of a GenBank genome assembly